AUGCCUAUCAUCCGAGACCUUCUUGGCAUGGCCAUGUCCUCGGGCGGAUCCAACAAUAACGGAUAUGGCGUCAGUGGUCCCAACAACGGCUCAUACUACAACGACAAUGACUACCGUGGCAGACCAAUGGACAGCCGCGCGCUGCGGCGGGAGCUGCGCCACCAGCGGUCCAUGGACAAGCUGUACGAGCGGCAGAUGCGCCGCGAGAACGGUCUGAUUCGGACCGGCGUGAGGGCCGUUGUCAACCACCUCGGCCAGUCGUCCGGCCAGUCGUCCGGACAGCCACUCCAGCCAGCACAGAUGUAUGAACCGGAACGGCCGAUGGAGCCUGUAUAUCCUCGACAGCAGCAACAGCCAAUGAGGCAAGCUCCAAUACAGGAGCAGGGCGUGUUCUAUGGCCGGCCAGCCAGCCCGCAAUACACGCAGCAGGGCUACGGACAGCCGGUCCUCGGAAGUCGUGAUCUCACGCAGCGGUCGAUCGGCGAGGUGGAGUUGACAGAGCCGCCGCCACCAUACCACAGCGCAAUGUGGUCAGACAGCGAGAAGCAGCCGCUGUCGGACGAGUUUACAAGGUAG
Messenger RNA from Grosmannia clavigera kw1407, 576 nucleotides. RefSeq lists its product as uncharacterized. NCBI's taxonomy places the organism in Eukaryota, Fungi, Ascomycota, Sordariomycetes, Ophiostomatales, Ophiostomataceae. The coding region runs from base 1 to 576 and encodes 191 amino acids. The transcript has a single exon. The record is from RefSeq and is a predicted model, not a curated record.